CUUCAAGUUAUAGAUUUAGAAGCGGAGAAGCUCCUAACUUGGAAAAAUGAGGUCCGUGUUCGUGGCUUUUUUCGUGAUUGCUCUCAUCCCUGUGAUCCAGCCUGCCUGUUGGCACCAGCUGAUAGAAGCAGAUGCGACUCACUGUCAGGAUGCCUUCGAUAAGACUUGGCAUCCGGUUGGAUCCCGCUGGAAAAACAGCCACUGUCAAGGCUGCUCAUGCGAUGCCGAGGGCAUGGGUUGCUGUGAUGGAUUGCCAGCAAGUGUGUCUGGAGGUUGCACCAUUAAAUAUGACUAUAAAACCUGUACCUAUGAACUGAUUCCUACGGAUAAGGAUGUUCCAUGCAGUGCUAUUGGAAAGUGAUUUUCAACUGUUUUGCUGUUGGAAACCAAAUUAAGGUUAAUCACAGAUUUACGAGACCAGAAAUGCAAA
Neoarius graeffei (lesser salmon catfish) is the source of this 430-nucleotide messenger RNA. Its product is annotated as small serum protein 2-like. The record is from RefSeq and is a predicted model, not a curated record. The transcript is spliced from 4 exons. NCBI's taxonomy places the organism in Eukaryota, Metazoa, Chordata, Actinopteri, Siluriformes, Ariidae. Bases 47 to 361 code for a protein of 104 amino acids.